Messenger RNA from Trichophyton benhamiae CBS 112371, 1641 nucleotides. RefSeq lists its product as uncharacterized. NCBI's taxonomy places the organism in Eukaryota, Fungi, Ascomycota, Eurotiomycetes, Onygenales, Arthrodermataceae. The transcript is spliced from 2 exons. The coding region runs from base 1 to 1641 and encodes 546 amino acids. Gene Ontology annotation, cellular component: cytoplasm. The record is from RefSeq and is a predicted model, not a curated record.
AUGUCUGGAUCAGCCGUAUCGCCGUCAAGCUCUCCACGCUUACCCAGCCCUCCUCCUUUCACAGAAGUACAGAUCGCACCCAAAUCUCCAACUGUCAACGACGGGAAAAGUGAUGGAUCCGACGAAUUUUUAGGGAUACCUCAUGGUCAGGAUGAUGCAUCAGCACGGAGAAUACGCCCCGGAACAAAGGCUGCAAAUAUGGCCUCUGGUCCCCCCUUGGUUCCGCUCUCUGAGCUCGAUUCUCCCUUUCAGCUCCAAGAACAUCUCAAAGCCUCAUACCAUCAUUUCACACAACCCGCAGGUUCUGAUACCGUUGCCCCAAUAACCCGAGAAAUCGCACGAGACUUAGCAGAGCCCCCAGCAGGUGUAGAAAGGUCACUUUGGCUGUACGAAUUAUGUCGAUUCCUUACCAUGAAAGCAAACAACCUCGUCGUUGCGUUCUUCGCAGAAGAGCCACCAUGCUCAGCGCAAACCUGUCCCGAAAUGCGUGCUUCUGAGUGGCAGUACCUAUGUGCCGUCCACGACCCGCCUAAAUCAUGUUGUGCAAUUGAUUAUUGCUGUCAUACUCUCGACUGGGCAACAAAUGUUCUCACGUCACCCAAAUUCUUCCCAAGCCGACUCACUCUUGGUUCUGAUGCGACUGGAGGACCUCAAGCAAGUAUGAGGCAUCUGACGAAUGUCUUCCGGCGGGUGUACCGAAUAUUUGCCCAUGCCUGGUUUCAGCAUCGGGGAGUUUUUUGGCAGGUUGAAGGACAUGAUGGCCUUUAUGUCUUUUUCAAGACUGUUUGCGACGUCUAUAGCCUCAUUCCUGAUGACAACUACACAAUACCACCUGAAGCAGAGGGUGAUGCUUCUCACACCGAACCCUCGAAUAGUCAGAGUCAAGGUGUUAACAGAAGGCUGACUAUCCUGCGCAAGGAGGACUCAGUAACAGCAACGCCUCCCAACAGCCUUGAAGAGCCUGGUACAGGCUUGUCUGCAGCAACUACAAGGCGACAUCGACAUUCUCCGUCAACAGGUGUGGGCGUUACAACGAUUGCCGAGGCGGCAGAAGAUGAUGACCUAAAUAAAAACACCCUAGAAGGGACCCAGCCACUCAAAGAACCUAAGGUAGGAAGAAACGAGAAGAUUACCGAGGACAUCGCCGAGGAAAUCACCGAGGAACCGGAAUCAUUGACCCAAGACGAAGGGCAGAAUAUCUCACUCCAAGAACAAUCCACAGAAUCCAAUGACUCAAGUAACACGGAAAAGCCUGCUGCAGUAUUAGAAGAAUCCGCCUCAACUUUGCCUGCUCCAGCAGAAGUGACAGAUUCUGAAAAGGAGCCAACCGAGGAAACACCUGGAUCCCCCGGACCAUCUGAACCCACUGUUUCAAGUAUGGACGAUGGACUGGAAGAGAACCAAACAGAAAUUCCUGCUCAACCGAUAGAGGAGAAAGGAGAAGAAGCCAGUGAAUCCCAGAUAACACAAGGUACCGAGAGCAAGCUAGACGAAGAGGACACUUCUGCCAAGCCUGAAGUGCCAAUUGUUUCUGAUACUCCAAGUACGGAGCAACCAGAGCCAGCUAAGGAAGCCAACACAACCGAGGAAUCUGAAGAGAAAGAUCCCCAAGAGCCAGAAUCCAAUGCACCACAAUCUUAG